Molecule: messenger RNA, 1864 nt
Organism: Striga asiatica
Lineage: Eukaryota; Viridiplantae; Streptophyta; Magnoliopsida; Lamiales; Orobanchaceae
Source: the annotation of a GenBank genome assembly
AUUAUACUUUAGGAAACAACUUAAAUGAAAAAUGCCCAAAUUAAUUGUCCGCCCAUGAAAUGGCGCUUGUCGCUUGACCAAAAUUUGCACUACUGAAGCGAACUGCAGAACACAUAUGAACGGCAAACCAUGUUGUUACGCCGCUGCCCCUCAAUAGCACCACCGUUCCCAUAUCUUUCGCCACCACUCGCACGGCGGUGGCGCCGCUGUCCAAUCUCUUCAGUUCCGUCCUAUCUCUCUUUGUUCUCUCUUUCUUCGUCUCCUCACGCCACCAUUUCCGCCGUCCCUUUCUCGACCGGUAAUUUUGUAGCCUCCGAGGGUGACGGCGAACUUACUGAGGAUUUUCCCUCAAAACAAGGUCCUCUGAAACCGGGUUUAUAUCUUGUUGGCACGCCAAUUGGGAAUCUUGAGGAUAUAACUUUAAGGGCCCUAAGAGUGUUGAAAUCUGCUGAUGUCAUACUCUCGGAGGAUACUAGGCAUUCGGGAAAGUUGCUCCACUGCUACAAUAUUAGAACUCCACUUUUAAGCUAUCACAAAUUCAAUGAAUCUCAACGAGAGCAAGUUGUGCUGAAAAGACUGCUUGAUAAGGAAAUAGUGGCAUUGAUAAGUGAUGCAGGCAUGCCAGGCAUAAGUGAUCCUGGAAUGGAGCUAGCCAAAUUGUGUGUAGACAAAAAUAUACCCGUUAUACCUGUACCUGGGCCAUCUGCUGUGGUAGCAGCUCUCUCCGCGUCCGGUUUGCCAACUAAUGAGUUUACAUUUGUUGGUUUUCUGCCGAAACAUGGGACAACAAGAAGGGAGAGGUUGAUGGUUGCUGCGAAUAAUGCAACCACUCAGGUCUUCUUUGUUCCUCCCCACAAUCUCUUUAAGUUUCUGGAAGACGCUUCUUCAAUCUUUGGGCAGCAUAGGCGUUGUGUCAUUGCUCGAGAGAUGACCAAAAUGCAUGAAGAAGUAAGGUUUGAACCUGGUGAUUUGCUAAUGUGAUUUUAUUGAUUUCACUUUGUGAUGGGUUCGACGAAUGUUGAUUAGACUUAGUUUUGGCACAUGGAGAUAUGGAAAGAUGGGGUUCACUGUGGGACUGAAUUUAGUAUUAAUAUCUAGCUGCAUGACAAACAUCUGACAUGGGCAGUCUAUUAAUUGAUGGUUGUAUUAUCACCUCUUGAUUCACAAAAAAUGCUAUAAUAAGUUCUGACAACAAAUGGAUGUAAGUAAUUGUUUUGUGAGUUGUUUAAUGCAAAUUUUACGUUUAACAAUCCUUAAGGAAGCAGAGUCUAGACGUGCAAUAUUCAAGUAAGAUCUUCUGACGCCAAAGAAAAUAUACUGCUUGCAUAUAAUAACCCUUUAAAUUUAUCUUUUUCUCUUUUACUUUUUGGAAAGGACGAACUCUAGAAUAUAUUAUCUUGGCUUAGUUGGGUGCCUGUGUUCUAAUAAUUCAAUCUUAUUUGGGGUUGCCCUCUGAAAGCAAACAAAUAUCACAUAGCUGAAUGAAACAGUUCUGUCUGUUACCUGAAUAAUAUGAAAAAGAGCGUUUUGCCUUGGCCAAAGGAGGGUGUGGGCUAACAUAGUAACUAGAAAGUAGAAACUAGCUGUGUUAUUCAUCUAGUUAGACUAUGGUUAUAAUUCUAGACAGUAGUUUUCAUGUGCAAAUUGCAGACUUGAACCUUUAUUGGUGACCUUGAAAUUGCUGGCUCCUACAUCAAAACUGACUUAUACUAUGACUAGCUGUCAAUUGCGGUUUUUUAAAAAACCAGAUAAUUUAUCUGAAAAUUGUUGUCAACAUCGUUGAUUGAAUGAUGAGAAAGAUUGCAAUCAAAAUUGUUAUUUGGAAUCUAUUUAAUCCAAAUAAUGGAGCUGGAAGAGUCAUUGU